UUCUUGCAUAAUUAACGCAGGCUAGCGGUGGGCAGUGACGCAGAGUCUGAGACUUUGCUUGUAAUUUAUCAAAUACAUUCGCAUCUUUCGGCGGAACGGAGUUAAUACGUUUCCCGCGUUCAAUCUUCACGACUUUGAAUCGCAACACCGGAUCAAAUCCAUGUGAUUUCGUUUGUUCCAGACCAGACGCGCCUCUUGCAUGUGGAUGUUGAUGUGAUCGGGAAUAAAUGAAGAUGCCGCAGCCGAAAUCGCGAAAGAUCGCCGUCCUGGGCUACAGAUCCGUCGGGAAAUCCUCCUUGACAAUACAGUUUGUGGAAGGCCAGUUUGUCGACUCCUACGACCCCACGAUUGAAAACACGUUUACGAAAAUGAUCACCGUGAACGGUCAGGAGUAUCACCUGCAGCUGGUGGACACAGCAGGACAGGACGAAUACUCUAUUUUCCCGCAGACGUACUCUAUAGAUAUCAACGGCUACAUUCUGGUGUAUUCAGUCACCUCCAAUAAAAGUUUUGAAGUAGUAAAAGUUAUCCAUGAAAAGUUGUUGGAUAUGGUGGGAAAAGUACAGUAA
Messenger RNA from Sinocyclocheilus grahami, 569 nucleotides. RefSeq names its product GTP-binding protein Rheb-like. Gene Ontology annotation, molecular function: GTP binding; GTPase activity. Lineage: Eukaryota; Metazoa; Chordata; Actinopteri; Cypriniformes; Cyprinidae. The record is from RefSeq and is a predicted model, not a curated record. Gene Ontology annotation, biological process: signal transduction. Gene Ontology annotation, cellular component: membrane. The transcript is spliced from 5 exons. Bases 228 to 569 code for a protein of 113 amino acids.